Messenger RNA from Fraxinus pennsylvanica, 765 nucleotides. Lineage: Eukaryota; Viridiplantae; Streptophyta; Magnoliopsida; Lamiales; Oleaceae. The record is from the annotation of a GenBank genome assembly.
AUGAAAGGGCAAAAGGUUCGCCGGGGAAGACUCGAAUCUAAACAACCGAUGUCGGUGACUUUGCAGGAUGAACUUGGCUCAUCUGAGUGUUGCGGCAGUGUGCCGACGGAGGAAACUGGUGGCUGCAGCAGGGAGGAAAAGUCGGAGGAUCUGAGGUUCGGGCACAUAUCAAUGAUGGGGAGGAGCAGAGUAAUGGAGGAUGCAGUUUCAGUGGCGCCGCCUGGAAAGGUGGGAGGAGAGUAUGCUUUUUUCGCGGUGUACAAUGGCCACGGUGGUUAUAGGGCAGCGGAGAUAUGCAGUGAGAGGAUGCAUAAGUAUCUUGACAGGCACGUAGAAAGGGCAAAAAAGUCACUGAAGGAAAAAAAUUUGAAUUGGGAGCCUGACAGACCUGAUGAAAAGGAGAGGGUUGAAGCUGCAGGGGGAAAUAUCAUAGAUUGGAACGAUUGGCGACUCGAAGGAGUGCUUGCUACUUCAAGAUGCUUAGGUAACCAUCGUCUGAAGCCCUAUGUAAUCCCGGAUCCAGAGGUCAGUAUGUACAAGAGAAAAGAGUCGGACGACUUCCUUAUAGUGGCAACAGACGGUCUGUGGAAUGUAGUCUCUAACGAUAUUGCGUGUGACAUUGUAAGAAGAUGCCUUCACGACCAAACUUCAAGGCCACUUCAGGGAGGAAGUGGUGCGGACGUGGCAGCAUCAAUGCUAGCCGAGUUGGCCAUUGCUAAGGGAAGCAAAGACAAUAUCAGUAUUAUAGUCGUCCAGCUGGACUGA